GGUACAUUUUAAAAGUAGAAAAUAGGAAAAAAAUAAAAAAUCAACGUAUGCGAAAUUUCCCGACGCUGCCCAUACAUAGUACGAUCUCAUCUUUCUAAAUUUCAUUUUUUAUCCCCAGCCACAUUCUUCGACAGCCUCUCUAUCUUUCUUCCCUCUAACAGGGCCAAUUGGCAUCUUAUCCCCUGCCUGCGCAUCGCUAAUUGAUCGCUCAUUUCGUCCAAGAAAGUGUUUGCGCCCUAAACUGGCCCAAUGUCUACCUCUUCAGGAGUCAAUGUACUCCGGUACUCGGCUCUUGCCUUGGGCGUGUUCUACGGGUUUACACACCAGCGAUCCAUCACUGCAGCACAAAAGGCCGCAGCCGCACAGAAGGAAUACGAACACAAGCAACAAUUAAUAGAGCAAGCCCGAGCCGAAUAUGCGAGAUCCAAGAACCCGGCUCCCCCAACGUCCGAGAAGAGUGGUUUGAAUCAAGACCCAAUGGACCCCAAGUUUGACCUGGAAGCAUACUUCAAUGCCUUGAUGUCACAGAAGUCGUAAAGCCGAUAUAGUAGUUGGGAAGUCAUUGCGCCGGGAGUCAUAUUAGAAGCUGAGAUGGAGACAGAGAGAGGGCCGCAAUCGAGCUCGAUGCCCAAUUUGGAUCGAAGCUUUUCCUCGAAUGACAAAUUGGCGGGCUCUGUGUAUGACUAGGAAGCCAUGCAUAAAAACGUCUGAUACAUAGAUUUCAUUUGGCUUUACUCCGUACAUGUGUACAAUACCAAGAUUUCAUGCCAACCUGAACUCGUGAGUAUGACCAGAGCUGACAUGGCAUUCAUGAUGCAGUUUCUAACGACCCAGUUCAAGAUUCUGUUGUGAGAUUUAAUUUCAUCAUGCCUAGGUACAUAUCCUUUCACAUCUAUAUCUAUGUGUUAUGUUGUUGAAGUCUCUCAACAAAAAGAAUACCAC
Molecule: messenger RNA, 942 nt
Organism: Hypoxylon fragiforme
Lineage: Eukaryota; Fungi; Ascomycota; Sordariomycetes; Xylariales; Hypoxylaceae
Product: ATP synthase subunit E
Exons: 3
Coding region: 250-537 (95 amino acids)
Biological process (GO): proton motive force-driven ATP synthesis
Molecular function (GO): proton transmembrane transporter activity
Source: RefSeq, a predicted model, not a curated record